Messenger RNA from Agrilus planipennis (emerald ash borer), 2952 nucleotides. Its product is annotated as moesin/ezrin/radixin homolog 1-like. Gene Ontology annotation, molecular function: cell adhesion molecule binding; actin binding. Gene Ontology annotation, biological process: regulation of organelle assembly; positive regulation of protein localization to early endosome; regulation of cell shape. The record is from RefSeq and is a predicted model, not a curated record. Gene Ontology annotation, cellular component: cytoskeleton; plasma membrane; microvillus. The transcript is spliced from 7 exons. The coding region runs from base 1131 to 2768 and encodes 545 amino acids. Lineage: Eukaryota; Metazoa; Arthropoda; Insecta; Coleoptera; Buprestidae.
GUUUGGUUUCAUUCAUUUGAUAAUGAAAAUUAUAAAAAACGCAUAACGUUUACAUUUUUCAAAAUAAUUUGUUGUUACAAUGAAGUAAAUAGAAAAUGUUGAAAUCAUUUUGCAACAGUUGCUGCCGCAAUUAAUGUUUUUUUUUUUUGUAAAUUUCUUAUGCAGCUUCUAAAAAGAAAAGUAGUAUUUUUCUCUUAUUAAUAGUAUUAUUAUACAUUUCUUUUAUAGUUGCAUUUAUUUGUAUUCAGAGGUUAGUUGUAUGAAUAUUGAGUUUAUUAUACAAGUAUUUAGGGUAAAAAAAAUAAAAUUCCCGAAAAACUACAUGUUCACCUUUUUUUUAUUUUUUUUUUUUAAUGUCUAAUAUGUAUAUGUAGUAUUUUCUACAUGAUUUCAGCCGCCCAGUGACUAAGGUAAGUCAGAGGGUAGAAAUGUGUGCAUGAAUAAAAUGUGUUUGUUAAAAAAAGCUUUUCUUCUGAUUAUCAUAGGUUUCCUUCUUCAUGCUUGUUUUUUAGGUAUUCAACAACACAUGGGUUGCCGAUAUACUAACAAUUAUUAUUUUAGAAGGUAUUAAAGUGCCUUUGUAAUUUAUUAUCUAAGGUAAAAUUGAUAAUUCGUUAAUUCUAUUCGUGGAAUAUUUUUUUAACACGGAAUUGUAUUUUAUCACAUAUGUAUUUUACUAUUUCUAUUAUAAUUAGUAUGGUGGGUGAUGUCAUUUGAAACGGUUGUAUAGGAACUUAUCUAUCGUUAUGAUAAAUAAAUUUAAUUGGAAAGUACGACACCUUGUUCCCAGAUUAAGAAAUCGUUGUAUUUCACAUUGAAACUUUAUUUUUCUUUAAAAAGUUUCAAUUAGAAAAAUAUGCUCGUGUUCAACCGGGGAUCGUGCAGGAUAACGUAUUUUUUAGUUAUUUUUAUGUACAUAAUAUACUUUCGUGUGAUAUGUAAUUGUUUUAUACAAUACUAGUUCCCAUAUCAAACUUAUCAAUACCUUAUCAACAUAGUUAAAGCAAGCUAUCAAUUUGUAAUCGAUGUUGCGUGACUAAAGACUAAAAACUCGAGCAGUUGGUGGAGUCUAUCAAAGUGUGUUGAUAUUAUUUUUAGUUUUUUAAAAUAUUUAUUUACAAAUUUGAAAAAUGGCGAAGAUGGUAACGAUAAAAGUGACCACAAUGGAUACAGAACUCGAAUUUGCUUCGCCGGCGAAAACUCGAACUGUGGAUCUCUUCUAUCAGAUCAGCAAGAAUAUAAGUAUAAGAGAAGUUUGGUUUUUUGGUCUUGUGUACCAAUCUUCUGAGGGCGAAGAAGUUUGGAUUGACGGUUCGAAAAAGCCAAUUAAAGCUUAUGCAAGUCGUGCACUUAGUCUGCGGUAUCGAAUUAAAUACUAUCCUGAGGACGUAUCUCAAGAACUCGUAGAAGAUAUUACCAUAAGAUAUUUCUUUUUACAAGUGCGAUCUGCCAUUCUUUCGGACAAAAUUUAUAGUCCUCCUGAAACGUGCGUUUUACUUGCGUCUUACGCCGCGCAAGCUCGUUAUGGAGAUUAUAAUAGCAGAAAGAAAAAAAAAGAAUUGUCUAAAGAAAAGCUGUUGCCUGAAAGAGUUUUCAAUCAAUUUAGUAUGGAUCGUGAUGAUUGGGAACAUAAUAUUGUGGUGUUAUGGGAAAAACAUUAUGGUAUGUUACAAGAAGAUGCAAUGUUGGAAUAUCUGAAGAUUGCACAAAAUUUAGACAUGUACGGCGUCUCUUACUUCGAAAUACAUAAUAAGAAGGGCACGAAACUUCUUCUAGGAGUCACUGCUCUCGGUUUAAAUAUUUACAAAUUGGAAGACAAGCUGAAUCCAAUUAUAGCGUUUCCAUGGUCAGAAAUUAAAAACAUUAACUUCAGAGAUAAAAAAUUUACAAUUAAGUCUAUCGAUCGUGAUUCUAAAGAUUUCAUAUUUUUCUCUCAUGAUGCCAAGAUAAACAAACGCAUCCUGAAUUUAAGUAUUGGUAAUCAUUCAUUGUACGUGAGGAGAAGAAAACCUGACACUUUAGAAGUUAUGCAAAUGAAAGCUAAAGCUGCAGAACUGAAAAAGCAGAGGCUUGAACAAAGACAAGCGUUUGAAGAGGAACGUUUGGCUCUCGAAAAGGCAUUAAAACGGGAGAGUCAGUACAUAGAAGAAAUUCAAAACCUCAGGUCACAGAUGAACGACACUAAAAGGAAAUUGGAAGAGGCUCAAAAUAUAAUACAGAAGUUACAGGAACAGUUGACACUACUUCAACGAGCCAAAGAUCAGCUUGAACAGCAGCAAUGGGAGUUGAAAGAGAUGAUGGAACGAUUGGAACAAACAAAGAAUAUGGAGGAGGCCGAAAAGAGACGUCUAGAAGCCGAGAUCGACGCUAAAAGACUGGAAGUGUUGGAAAAGCAAAGGGAAGUUGAGUUAAAGGACAUGGAAGCAAAGAGACUGGAAAGGGAAGUUGAGGAAGCUAAGAGGAAAGAAGAGGAGUUAAGGGCUCUUAGAGAAGAAGAAAAUGCGAAGAGGAAAGAAGGAGAGUUAGAGACGUUACCAAACGGAGUCGAUCACAGUUUGCCGUCCAUGGUGAAAGUUAAUCAACAACUAGUAGAACAGUUAAAGGCUCUUAAAACUCAAUUAAUGGAAACAAAAGAUGAUAGUAAGGAAACGCACUUAGAUCGUAUACAUAGAGAGAAUGUGCGUCAAGGUAGAGACAAAUAUAAAACGUUAAACGAAAUUCGAAAAGGGAACACUGUUAGGAGGGUUGACAUGUUUGAGAAUUUAUAGUACACAUCACAAUUAUUUAAUUUAGAAGUAAAAAACGGGCCUUUAAUACUUAUGAGGAGAUAAAUGAUAAUUAUUAUCCCAAUAGUGAAAAUUAUGUGCAAUAUGAACUUUUAAAUUAUUUAAGAUUGAUUAGAGUUUCUCACUUCUUAUCCAUAAAUUAAUCUAUUGGGGAUUUCCUAAAAUA